GUUGGUUUAAUUGCGUGGUUCCUUCUGGUUGGUCCCUAUAGCAUCAUUAUUCAUGGAUUUUAGCCAAUGGAAAAGAUCUGUCUCCUCACCAGUAAGUAGCAAUUAUAGUGAUGUGCCUAAGAGAAAUAGGAAGAGAUUUCAGAAAUACUCAAGUAUUUCUGUAGAAUUUAAAGAAGCGUCUUACCACUUGUAUUAAAAUAUUUACUAUGAUAUCAGGGAUGAACCUGAUUUUCCUAGGUUACUUUCUGAUAGGUCUGGCUUGGGGAAAUCUAAAUGAUAACGAUGACAGCUCUUCCGCUGUUUUAGAAAAAGAGCAACCUGUUAUAACAAAAGAAUAUUUUAGGGAAGAGUUUGAUGAUGAGGAUGGAUGGCAGGAUCGAUGGGUUCUAUCUAAACAUAGAAGUGAUUAUGGUAAAUUUCGGAUAGGAUCAGGAAAAUUUUAUGGUGACAGAGAAAAAGAUAUAGGUCUGCAGACAACUCAAGACAUUAGGUACUAUGCAGUAUCAGCAAGGUUUCGGCCUUUUAACAAUGAAAAUCAGACCUUAGUGGUUCAAUAUACAGUAAAAUAUGAUCAACAGGUUGAUUGUGGUGGGGCCUAUAUCAAACUUUUUUCUGUCGAUGUGAAUCAAGACACCCUGAAUGAAGAAACACCUUAUUAUAUUAUGUUCGGACCUGAUAUAUGUGGAAAAUAUAAAAAGAUAGUGCAAGUUAUUUUGAACUAUAAAGAUGACUACUAUUUUACUAAAAAGAACAUUACAUGUGAGACGGAUGACUUUACCCACCUCUACACACUAAUUCUACGUCCUGAUUUAACUUAUGAAGUGAAGAUAGAUAAUUAUGUAGUUGAGGCUGGCCAUCUAGAAGAAGAUUGGGACUUCCUGCCUCCAAAAAAGAUAAUAGAUCAUGAUCUGCCAAAACCUGAUUAUUGGGAUGAAAGGGAAACUAUUCCAGAUCCCAUGGAUAAAAAACCAGAGGACUGGGACCAACCACAAAGAAUUCCUGAUCCUACUGUGAUAAAGCCAGAUGACUGGGAUGAAGAAAUGGAUGGGACAUGGGAACCACCAUUGAUUCCAAAUCCUGAAUAUAAAGGCAUUUGGAAACCUCGUAUAAUUAAAAACCCCAAUUAUAAUGGCAUUUGGGUCCAGCCAGAAGUUGACAACCCUGAAUACAAACCAGAUCCUAAUAUUUACAAAUAUUAUAAUAUUAGUGUCAUUGGCUUAGAAAUUUUACAGGGAAAAUCUGGUACAAUAUUUGAUAAUUUUCUUAUUACAAAUGAUGAACAAUAUGCUGAAGAUGCUGGGAAUGAAAUGUGGGGUGUCACUUUCGAGAGGGAAUGGAGGAGACGGGAAGGACAAGAUGCAGCAUUUAAAAAUAUUAAUGAACAGGAGCCAAAGGGAAAAGAGACCAAGAAAGAAAAGAAGAAAAAAGCUACAAAAGUCAAAGAUGAACUCUGAUCAAUUAAAUCAUUAUAUAAUUAUUGUCACUCAAUCUGGUCAUCACUGCUGGGUAGUAUUGUACUUAUUUUCUAAAUGUUACCCAAAAUGCAGUGGUGAUAUGAAAAUUCUGACAAUUUUUGUACUACUACUUUCCCCGAAAAUAAGACCUGUCUUAUAUUUUUUUGAACCCUGAAAUAAGCGCUUGGCCUUAUUGCCAUGCGCUCAAAAGCCCAAUUGGGUUUAUUAUCAGGGGAUAUCUUAUUUUGGGGGAAACAGAGUAGAUGGCAGUUGAAUAUCCCAGAAAACAUGUAUAGUUUCUAUAGUUUAUUUUAUACAUAUCUGUCUCUGUAAUAUUACACUCUAUUGGUGUUCAGAAGGAGGAUUAAUUUCCCGAAAUCAUAUAGAUGGAAGAACUUACACACUGCAGAGAUGUGAGACACAUAAUUCACACUUAUUGAUCACUAAACCAUUCCUGAAUUGAAAGGGAGAGUAAUUAUUUUCAAAUACCCAUAGAUAGUCUGAAAUCUGAACGAAACUACUAUAAUCAGAAGUACAAGGAGACCUUAUGUGUUAUUUGUUAAUUGGGUCCAGGUUGCAUGGUGAAAUGCUGUGUAAAAAAAAUCCUCAUGCUUGAUGGAUUUUUUUGAAUUUUCUUGUGAUUAUUUUUGGCUUAAAAAGGAACUGAAAUAGGUCAUAUGAGAGACAUAUGAAUCAACCAUCCCACUAAAUCAGAAAAAAGACGUAUAAUUAUUAGCAAAAAUGGAUUAAUUGUAAAGUCAUAGAAUUGUCAAAUUGGAAAGUAUCACAAGGGUCAUCUAUUCCAAUCCUAUGCAGUGUGCAAGAAAACCUGUUUAAAAAUAUCCAGCCUAUUCUUAAAAACCUCCAGAGAUGAAGAAUCCAAGUCUCUGGCUUAAAUCUUUGCCUUCCUCCCAUUCAUCACAUGAAAAACUCUUCCUAAAAAUCUAGGCUUGAUAGGCCAUGCCAUUUGGGUUUACAGAAACUGGAACUCUUAAAUUUGAUUUCAAAUCCCCAAAAUAGCCUCCAUUCAGAUGCCGAGGCUAGUCUCUCAUUAAUGAAUCUUUUGUGAUAUGGGAAGCUAAUAUUUCACAGUAUGAUUCUUGUUACUUUUUUGUUUAGCAUAGUAGGUACAGAAUACAUUUUGAUACAGAUCUAUAGCUUACUGUAGAAUAUUUUACAUCACCACUUCUUUCAUGCUUAAGUCUUCCUGAAAAACUGUGGGAAAAACUGGUAGCUACCACCAUGUAUAACCAUAUGACUAAACAAUAAAAGAGCUCUUCCUAUAUUUAUACAUAAGAA
This is a messenger RNA of Pantherophis guttatus, 2753 nucleotides long. RefSeq names its product calreticulin-like. Gene Ontology annotation, biological process: protein folding; ERAD pathway. Gene Ontology annotation, cellular component: endoplasmic reticulum; endoplasmic reticulum membrane. Lineage: Eukaryota; Metazoa; Chordata; Lepidosauria; Squamata; Colubridae. The record is from RefSeq and is a predicted model, not a curated record. Gene Ontology annotation, molecular function: calcium ion binding.